AUGGUGGUUACUAUGGUGUAUGCAAAGUGUGAUGAAGUGGAAACAGUUAAUUUAUGGGACUGUUUGUGUAAUAUAUCGGCCACUAUGUCAAUGCCAUGGCUAAUAGGUGGUGAUUUUAAUGUAAUUCUGAAUGAAGAAGAGAAGAUUGGGGGCUUACCUGUUUUCCCUCAGGAAUAUAAAGAUUUUGCUUGUUGUGUCAAUUCCUGUGAGUUGUCUGAGGUUAACUUCAAAGGCAGCCCUUUUACAUGGUGUAAUGGUAGAAUAAAUGGAGAAUGUAUUUUCAAAAGGUUGGAUAGGAUGCUUGUUAAUGAUUUGUUUCAAUCCUGGUUUGGUCAAAUUGAAGUAGAUCACCUGUCAAGGACUGGUUCUGAUCAUGCACCUUUGUUAUUAUCUUGUACUGAUCAAACUCAGACAUUUAUUAAAACUUUCAAAUUUUUGAAGUUUUGGACUGAGCAUGCAGAUUUUCCUUAUGUAGUUAGGCAACAUUGGCAAGGUGAUUCAGCUGAUGUUUUUCUGGCUUUUAAGAAAAAAUUGAAAAGUGUGCAAUCUGCUCUAUCACAGUGGAGUAAGCAUACUUUUGGGGACAUUUUCAAACUGCUGAGCAUUAGAGAGGAGAAAGUUAGAAUUAAAGAAGACUUGUUUGAGGAAUUCCCUACAGAAGGUAAUAGAAUGAUCCUUCGAAGAGCACAAGCUGAACUGAAGAAAUAUAUGCAUUAUAAGGAGGAAUUUUGGAGACAAAAAGCUGGUUUUGACUGUUUUGCAGAAGGAGAUAGAAAUACAAGAUUCUUCCAUAAUAUAGUGAAGGGCAGAAGGAAGAGAACACAGAUCAAAAGAAUACAAAAUUCUGAUGGUAUUUGGAUUGAAGGGACUAACAAUCUAGCAGAUGAGGCAAUUUCCUUUUAUCAGAAGCAAUUCACUCAAGAGCCUCAGCAGGAGGAGUUUUCAUUAUUGGAGCAUAUUCAAGAACUGGUGACAGAGGAGGAUAAUAUUGUAAUCUGUAGUAUUCCAAGUCUUGAAGAAGUCAGGCAAGCAGUAUUUGAACUAGCUGGGGAUAGUGCAAGUGGCCCUGACGGUUUAUCAGGUUUGUUUUACCAGUCAUGUUGGGAUAUAGUUGGUGUUGAUGUGCAUAAGGUAGUGAAGGCUUACUUUGAGGGUCACACUCUUCCUAAGUCUAUAACACACACCAAUCUUGUAUUGUUGCCUAAGAAGAAUAAAGUUGUGACAUUUUCUGAUAUGAGGCUAAUAAGUCUUAGCAACUUCAUAAACAAGAUAAUUUCUAGAGUGUUACAUGACAAGAUUGAUCAUAUUCUUCCUAGGCUCAUUUCAGCUAAUCAGUCUGGUUUUGUUAAAGGGAGAAACAUCAUUGAAAAUGUCUUGUUGACUUAG
Messenger RNA from Lycium barbarum (goji berry), 1386 nucleotides. RefSeq lists its product as uncharacterized. Lineage: Eukaryota; Viridiplantae; Streptophyta; Magnoliopsida; Solanales; Solanaceae. The transcript has a single exon. The record is from RefSeq and is a predicted model, not a curated record. Bases 1 to 1386 code for a protein of 461 amino acids.